AGAAAAAAGGAGGGGAGAAGCCUCCAUAGCAAAGCUAUAGCUGAAUUAUAAAUAAUUAUUAAUAUCGCACCAAAAUAAUUUUUAAAAAAUUUUACUAAAACGGACGCUCGUUGGAAUCGACUUCGAGGACCGAAGCGACGUCGCCCUAUCCUGCUGGCUACUCGACACCUAUCGGAUAGGAGGAGAAAUGGAGGGAUAAUUCCAAAGAAAAGAAAAAAAGCGGCCUAUUUUUGUUUCUGAAAUCCUGGAGCCGCCGCUGCAGACUCGCGGUCGCGGUAAACGUCCAGCAACGUUUGCUUUAUUAAUCAGUCAACCGAUUCAGAAAGCCUUUGCUUCGAUUUCCUGUUUUGUGUGCGCUCAGUCAGUAAGCUAGCUAGCUAGCGAGCUACUGAGAGCAAAUAGGAGGAGAUUGUGUGGAGCGGCCUGUUUUGUUUUUGCAACGACACCGCCAUGAGAAACGGCGGACAAUAAACAUUUUUUUGCGCUCGCUUAUUAUUUUUUUGCGAAGCCCCUUAAUGCUUUGGAUCGGAGCAGUGUCCGGGGGAGGAAGAACUGUUAUUGCUCCUGAAACAAAUCUUGAAUACAAAGAGGAGCGAGAAAAGGAGAAGGACUGGGAUCUAAGGGCUUGGUUUGAAUUCUGGUACAACCAGCUAGAUAGUAAUUGGAAGCCAGCUUCAGCCCGACAGUGAUAGAGCGCCACCAGCGUUUGUUGUUGAAUAAUAGCUCAAAAUAGGAGCAACUGGCGCGGCUGAUAUGGAAGACAAGUGAGCUAUUUUGAGGGGGAAAAAUCAUUUUUGGAUAUAGCUUUGCUCGUUUUGUUUGUUUAUUGUCAUAAUUGAAAUCGGAAUCAAGUUACGGACGUUUAUUCGACGAUGAUGACGACGAUUUGGGCAUAUUUCGUACCAUGGAAGAGGGGAAAGCGUUAGCUCAGCUAAUGAUGAUACACUGUUUUGCCCUUUGCUCCUAAAUACAGACUGCUUAUGUGUGUGUAUUGACAGCCGGAGUUCAGGUGUCUGGCUGCUUUGUCCCUUAAAGUGGGGGAUACAGCAACGAAACGUCUAGCUUUAGAUAGCUAGCUUUUUUUUACAUCUCCAGAACUGACGCUGUCGCGCUUAAAUUUUGUACAUCCAUGCUCGCUGCAAGAGCCGCAUGCCCCUCGCCCCUCUCGGAGACCAGGGUCAACGGAGUACCGAACCAGCUCCACCGCGCCGUCGCCGCUUGGUUGCAUUAAGGGAAGCGUCUCCCGGUUUCGAGCGGCGGAUCGGUGGCGUGCCGUGCAAUUUCUCCAGAACUGGACCUAUCCGGCGCGAAGCUGCUGAGAUGAACCCGGUGAAUGCCACCGCUCUCUACGUGUCAGCGUGUCGAUCGGUGCUGCAGUGUGAUGCCCGGGACCCACAGUCCUUUGCCGAGCUCUAUAAGCUAUUGCCCUUCUUCAGGCAGUCCCUUUCAUGUCUCGUUUGUGGCAAUCUGCUGCAGGACCCAAUCGCUCCCACCAACUCCUCUUGUCAGCACUAUGUUUGUAAAGCCUGCAAGGGAAAGAAGAUGAUGAUGAAGCCGUCGUGCAGCUGGUGUAAGGACUACGAGCAGUUUGCGGAGAACAGGCAGCUGUGCAUUCUGGUGGAGUGCUACCGGAAGCUGUGCGAGUACAUCUCCGAGUCCCCGCUGGCCCAGCACAUCGCCAGCGCCGUCGGCGGCUCCCCCGACGUUCUGGCGAUGCUCAAAGAGGGCUUGUCUUUGACUGAGGGGGGCGCCGAGGAGUCCCACGUCUCCCUGUCGCUUAAUCUUUCACAUUCCCCUGCGCCCUCCACGUCAGAGGAACCUAGCGCCCCCCCUCUGGAGGCGCCCCCGGAGCUGCCUGAUGCCCCCCUCACCCCGCCAGGCAUCAACGGCCUGCACGACUGUAAUGGGCUAACCACGGUGGAGGAGCUGACCGCCAGCCUGCCGUCGCCGGGGGCGGGGUCGGUGGCCAUCGACGUGUGCGGGGGGGCGGAGGGGCUAAAGGCGGAGGGCUUUGCGGGCGCCAUGCCCGUGUGUGAGGCGGUGGCGGCGGGCGACCUUUGCCCGGACGGCAUCCACAUAUGCAGCUUCGGCGAGGACAUGAAGCACAGCGCCGACCCCUUGCUGCUGAGCGUGGAGGAGGUGCUGCGGACCCUCGAACCCGACCCCGACCCCGACCCCGCCCCCAAGGACCGGCCCGACGGCCUCCCGCCCGCCUUGCAGACGUCGGGGGCCCUGAAUGGGCCCUACCCCGAGCCCCGCGGACAGCCCUCCCUGCCCCUGGCCUCUGGGGCGUUUUCCCCCUGCCCUCCCCCACGGCCCCCCUGCGCCGCCGCGGCCACGCCCAGGGCGGUGCGGCCCAACAGGAAGCGCUCGCGGUCGGAGAGCGACAGCGAGAAGAUCCAGCCCCUGCCCAUUGCCUGCAUCAUCCAGGGCCCGCCCGUCGCCGCGGCACCCGUGGCGGUCCAGCAGGAGCCUGCGGCGCCGCCGCAGCCCGCGGCAACCGUCCCCAACGGGGGGCCCCCCAAGGUCGGCAAAACCCUGCUGGUGUCCAGCAAGAGCAUUAAGAAGGCCCCCGACCACGGGGCCAAGAAGGCCUACAGCAAGGCCAAGCCGGGGGCCCCCAAGACCAAGGACAGGACGAAAGAGCGGACCCCCAACAACAGCCUGACGCCGGGCAGCCCCACGAAAGUGGUGUACAAGAAGCCGCAGGAGAAGAAGGGCUGCAAGUGCGGGCGGGCCACCCAAAACCCAAGUGUUCUUACGUGCCGAGGCCAGCGGUGCCCGUGCUACUCCAACCGCAAGGCCUGCCUGGACUGCAUCUGCCGGGGCUGCCAGAACUCCUACAUGGCCAACGGCGAGAAGAAGCUGGAGGCCUUCGCCGUGCCCGAGAAGGCCCUGGAGCAGACGCGGCUCACCCUUGGCAUCAACGUCACCAGCAUCGCUGUGCGGAGCGCCGGCACCAGCGCCGGGGUCCUCAACGUCACGGCGGCCUCCCCCGUCGCCUCCUUCCUCGCCGCCAGCCCCCACGACGACAAGAGCUUCGACGACACCCUCGACAUGAGGUUCGACUGCUGAGCUCCGUGGAACGCGCUGUCCCCUCCCCUUUUCCCGCCACCUACCUAAAC
Megalops cyprinoides (Indo-Pacific tarpon) is the source of this 3125-nucleotide messenger RNA. Its product is annotated as E3 ubiquitin-protein ligase MSL2-like. Lineage: Eukaryota; Metazoa; Chordata; Actinopteri; Elopiformes; Megalopidae. The transcript has 3 exons. Gene Ontology annotation, cellular component: MSL complex. Bases 1150 to 3075 code for a protein of 641 amino acids. Gene Ontology annotation, molecular function: ubiquitin protein ligase activity. The record is from RefSeq and is a predicted model, not a curated record.